AUGGCGCUUGCCGCCGGCCUUUUGGCCGAGGCCGUCUACGGCUAUGCCCAAGUCAACAUCAUGGCACCCAUCUUCUACAAGAACAUUGAUCCCAUCGUUUUCCCCGGCAGCUACAGCGAGUCCCAUCUGCACACGUUCUUUGGUUCCGACGGCGUGACUGCCAACACCAAGACCAGUGCAGAACUCCAGUCCGGGUGCACCAACGCCGGCAACCCCAACGACUUGUCCGUCUACUGGGUCCCGACCCUGGUUUACACCAAAGAUGGCGGCAGCUCUUAUUCUCCCGUCCCGCUGUUCCGCUUCAGCGCAUACUACAGCCUAGGUGAUACACAAGCCGAGGUGCCCAUCCCCCAGAAUCUAAGGAUGCUUGCUGGUGAUGCCUCAGCCCAGUCUGCGAGCGCCAGCCCUGCAGACGCCAAGGUUGAGUGGUUCUGCGAGGGCGACAGCGUCGCUCUCGACGCGAAUGGCUUCCCCAAGAGCACCUGCUCUACCCAUCUCCAGACUCUGCUUUACUUCCCCAACUGUGUCGACGAGUCGACCCUCGAGGUCGCCUACAAGAGCCGCACAUACGGCACAACCAACUGGUGCCCCAAGAACAUGAAGUCUAUGCCACAGCUUCGCUUCAGCAUCAGGUACGACCUGCGCAAGGCGCUGCCCAAUGGCUGGAGCGGCACUGCCCCCUUCAAGCUCGCCUGCGGAAACGCGUACUGCUCCCACGGCGAUUUCAUCAACGGCUGGACUGAAGAGUCAGCCAAGAACAUGGUCGCCGCCACUGCUUCCAAGCAAAAAUUCAUUGCUGUCGAGGGUUCCCUUGGCUCUGAGAAGCCAAACUGCAAGCCCGCUGAUUCCGAGCCCAGCAAGGGCACUUCCGACUACGCUCAGAGCGUAGCGUUGAUGGGCAAGCGCUCCGUCGACUCUGCUGGCUGGACAUCACGAUCCAGAUUUGCCAGAUGGUUUUAA
This is a messenger RNA of Clonostachys rhizophaga, 960 nucleotides long. NCBI's taxonomy places the organism in Eukaryota, Fungi, Ascomycota, Sordariomycetes, Hypocreales, Bionectriaceae. The record is from the annotation of a GenBank genome assembly.